Molecule: messenger RNA, 3528 nt
Organism: Thalassophryne amazonica
Lineage: Eukaryota; Metazoa; Chordata; Actinopteri; Batrachoidiformes; Batrachoididae
Gene: hps3
Product: HPS3 biogenesis of lysosomal organelles complex 2 subunit 1
Exons: 25
Coding region: 261-3464 (1067 amino acids)
Biological process (GO): organelle organization
Cellular component (GO): cytoplasm
Source: RefSeq, a predicted model, not a curated record
GUAGAAGAAGAAGACGAGGCGAAUGGUUGUUGAUGUUUUGCUUCCUGAUUUCAGCGUGAAAUCAAUAAAUUAGUGAAGAAAGUGGAACAAAACUGAAGUCUGGCAGCGAUACAGGUGUGCUGCUGGAUGAAGCCUCCGACAAACUUUGAUAAGGUGUGGACUUUAUGGCUGUAUUCACAUCAUAGCAUCGCCAAACGGGUGCACAACUUGUGGACAUUUCUGCCUCACAUAGAAUCGACUCGCCACAAAGUGAGCCAGUCAUGGUGCGUGUUUACAACUGCCAUCCGUUUGCCUCCCAGCAGAUUGUACAGGUUGAACAGGAGCCUGGACUGAUCUGCUGUGGAGGCGGAGCCCUCUUUGUCUUAGCCAGUGGAGGAUGUAAGGUGGAGGUCUACAGUCUGGAGCAGGAAGGCUGUCCCCUCUUGUGUCGCUUUGCCACCAUGGGGACUGUGAAGAACAUCCAGCAUAGCAAAAUAGGAGAUUAUCUGGUGACCAUUGAGGAAAAAAAUGGUGCCACCUACCUGAGAGCCUACACCAACUGGCGCUACCAGGCGCAGGAGAAGGCCCGUGUCGGGGUGCGUUUGUUGGGUCACCUGCUGCGUGGCGCCUCAAUGCGGGGUGGCGUUCAGACGGAGAUUAUUGAGAUUCCACUGUCAGAGCGCCCUCUUGCUGUCGCGUGCUGCUCGAUAACUGGGGACCUUCUGGUUGGCUGUGACAACACUCUGGUUCUGUUCACUUUGAGGAGACAGAACCUGAGUCAGCAGAGCACUGUGAUCCCUGGACCUGACACCCAGCAGAGUACCAAUAUCAACCAGGGGCAAACCAGCACUCCAAACCGGACUUUUUCCAUCUUGGACUUUGAACGUUCUGUCAUCUUGCAUCUUCAAAGAGUUACUCCUAAACAGGUGGCGCUGUGUGGUGGGUAUGUAGCAGUGCAGACAGAGCUGGAGGUCCUGGUACUAAAACUGGAUGUGACCUCUGAUUGUAAAAAUGAAGAGGAAGCCCCAGACUUGCAUAAAACUGGAGAUAACGAUGAAGACCAGAUGGAUUUCCUGCUGCUUCCAAGACACCAGGAGUUGACUGGUGAUCGAGCCAGGGACUGUGGCAUCUCUGUGACCAUUGAACAAACUGGACUGGAGGACGGGAGACAAUACACAACGUCAUACAUUUUCUACAGACGUUUCACUCCAGACAUUUCUCAAGGCUGCAGUGUGGAGGAGACUCAGCUACACUCCCUACAGCUCCACCCGCUGUUCACCCGUAACCAGUCAGUGUGUCUGGAGGAACCAGCAUGUGUGUUCUGCUUCUUCUCACUGCCCGCCACUGGUUACCUGUACAGCCUGAGGGGUGAAGUUGAGCUGCUUUCGACCUAUCAGUAUCCAGAGAAGGUCCUAGAGGCGGUGCUGACAGACCACCUGCUGCACGUCAUGACCAAGAGUGCAUUACAGUGUUUCACGGUGCGCUGUGCAGCAGUAGCAGUGAGGAUUGAGGAUCCUUACAUCGACACCACCAUGAGGGCGUGUCCCCCUAGCAACCUGGAGGUGUGUGCGCUCAGGAUGCAGCUGUUUAUUGGCCUCCGCUCAUUGUGUGUCUACGGCCGACACGUCAUCCUGCUCUCUGCCGCUGACACGAACACACCAGAGGAGUCUGAACACAACACCAAGCGCAGAGGCCUCGAGUUGAAAGAACACAACAAGCUGACUGGUAUUUUCCUGGCAGUGGGAAUCGAUCCCUCAACCAUGCCAGCUCUGGAGAGCCUUCUAACGCGUCCCAUCUUUAGGAAGUGGACAGGCUCUUCUCUCAGAGAGACCAGCGGGACAGGACAUGGCUGGAACGUGUAUGUGGUCGACACGGUCUCCCCCAUUGCUCUGUAUCGAGAGAUGGUCGAAUACAGUCAGUGCUAUGCGGAGACCAGUGUACGUGCACACAGCUGUCGCCACCUCCUCAGUGAAGCACACCUCCUUCUCCGCGCCUCCUUACUCCAGCCAACAAAGCAGCAGCAAAACAACAGUGAGGGUGCGCACAGGGCGCCACAGCAGACAGAAUCAGAUGUGUGCAAAGACAGAGUGGAACUAGAAAAGGCCUUCAGGGAGAACUGUGCCCACCUGGGAGAUUGUUUCAGCAGAGGCAGCCACAAGGACUGUCAUCUGGCUUUGCCCUACUACAGGAUGUCCGGCUUGUCAGUCUCAGACGUCGUCAUCAGAAACCGCCCACUUCCCAGCAGCCCCUACUUAUACGGGCCUGGCUUCUUGCUCUACCUGAAGCAUUACCUGUUGGAAGAAGCAGACCAAUGUCUGAGUCAGGAAGUAGCCGAUGAGGUCAUUGACAUCUUUAGCCAAUCAGAGCCUUCGCAGGUCAUCAGCGUGUGCAACAGCCCGGCCAUGCUUCACGUCAGUCCUGCCCGUACGCUGCAAGUGCUGCAACAUCUGGAGAACACUGUCGGUGUGUCAGUUCCACUUACACUCACCAUGGCAACCAUGGUGCUAUGUUUGGGUGACCUAGCACAUUACACAGAACUGAUGGACAGACACGCUGAGAUGCUGCUGGUGUACGGUUUCAUCGAGGAGCCCAGGCUGUUGGUGCACGGUAGCCGUGGAGGAAAGCACACACACAUUUGUCCGACAAGGUUGGCUCGUCAGCUGGAGAGCUCCCAGCCAGGACUGCUGGUGGCGGCCAUGGUGGCUUUGCACGAGAAUAACAAAGUACAGCUGGAACAGGCUGACCACAUAUUCAAGGAGUUGGGAUGUGAGGACUGUAUGCUGGUGGAUUUCUGGGAGGCGACACUCAUGGCGUCCUCACAGGAAGUUGUCAUUCAGGAGCUGUUAUUUCGAUUGGUUUCCAUCUACAUCGACAGGCUGACGCACCCCCACUCCGACACGACUUCGGACGCGGCUGCCGGUCCUCUGAGCAGAAAGCCCCUGAAGACGGCCGACGAUCUGAUAAACUCGUGCUCCCAUUUUGGCGCUCUGUAUCCAUGGCUCAGUGUCCUCAGCCCGGCAUACACUACUACGUCCCAACAGCAGGAGGUGCUAUACAAACUGCAGUCUCUCCUGUGCGGGCCGUCGUCUGUGUGCUCUGUCGUUCCGCUGCUGGAGCGAGUAUCAGAGGAAACCUUAUGGGGCUUCAGCCUGCACCUCCUUUGUGCCACCAGAAGAGGGCAGUAUGAAAGAAGCAUUGAAAAGCUGCUGGACCGAUGUCCUCAGGCCAUCAUAGCCUACGGCAACCACCAGCUGCAGGAUCACAACAUGGCCUUGUGGUGGCAGAAGCUGCUCCCAGAGCUCUGUAACCGGACGAGAGCGGCAGCAGACAACAGCAUCCUCCUGGCGGCCCUCAGAGAGACGCUGGUGGUGGUUGCCAUGGAGAUUAGCCCCACAGAGUUCCUGGAGCUGAUACCUGACGAUGGCACAGCAUCGUACUUCCUCCCUUAUCUGCUGAUGUGCAGCCAGAAGCACCUGCUGGUCUGACAGGCACCAGCACAGCAAAGUAUAUCUGAAGACUGCUUUCUACACUUUACUGCUCCUUGAAAAA